UCGGUGCGUCUGGCUCGCUCGCUGUGCGGAGAGCUGGAGGGAGGGCCGGGCUGCAUUCCGCAGAGGCUUCUGUCCCAUCACUCAGAGAAGUUGUGCGUAAACUUUUUGGGAUUGUUUGGUUUUUAUGUGAGGAGGGAAAGCGGGUGAAAGCGCGAGAGCCCGUGCCAGCGAAUGGAGAAGCACAAAGUGCUGGACCAGCUCCUCGCGGAGCUCCACCGCUUCUUACUCGUCCUGGACAAGGAGACUCUGAGCGGGAACGCCACCGUGCAGAAGGGCUUGCUGUCUGACCUCCUCCAGUCCUACAGAACUGCAAAUGGCGCUGAUGAGGAGUACAUCUACAUGAACAAAGUCGUAGUUACUGGGAAGGAAAAAGACGAGAAAGAUGACAGAUCAGACGGCCUGGUGAAUGGAAAGGCAGCGAAAUAUGUCCCCGUACCACAGAAGGGCCUGCCCGACCUGCCGCCCGCCAGAACAGGCGUGGUGAACCGGGAGCCGUUCCCUCUGCCUCCCAUCCCGUCUCCAGCCUGUAUAAACGCCACAGAAAGUUACUACGAGGAGGCUCAGCCCUACGAGGAAACUGUUAAUGAUGACGGCGAGGCGGUCAGCAGCUCGUACGAGUCCUACGACGAGGAGGAGGUGACCAGGGGGAAGUCGCCGUCGGCGCAGCACCAGUGGCCGUCGGCGGAGGCGUCCAUAGAGCUGAUGAAGGACGCUCGCAUCUGCGCCUUCCUGUGGAGGAAGAAGUGGCUCGGCCAGUGGGCCAAGCAGCUGUGUGUCAUCAGAGACCACCGUCUGAUGUGCUACAAGAGCUCCAAGGAGCAGACUCCUCUUCUGGACGUGAGCCUGCUGGGCUGCAGCGUGGUCUACAAGGAGAAGCCGCUGAAGAGGAAGGAGCACAAGCUGAAGAUCGUCCCGGUGGGGGGCGAGGCCAUCGUCCUGGGCCUGCAGAGCAAAGAGCAGAUCGAGCAGUGGCUCAAGGUUAUUCAAGAGAUCAGCCCCAAACCCCCUGAAAACUGUGAUCCUCAACACUCAGCGUCCGACUCUCCAAGGCUCAUCUGCACUAAGGGGGAGCUGAGCGAGAGACACUCGGGGGCCUCGGAGAGCGGCAGCAGCACGGACAGCCACGCUGAGUCUUCAGAAAACAAAGAUGUGAAGAAGAAGUACGGCGCGGGUUUGAAGUUCAGCAACCUCAUGAACAUCGGCAAGAAGAAGCCCUCGUUACUGGAGAGCCCGGAGAAAUGUGUGGACACUUCAGGCUACCUCAACGUGCUGGUGAACAGCCAGUGGCGGACCUGCUGGUGCCUCAUCAAGAACGGGCAGCUGUGGUUCUAUCAGGACAAGGGCAAGAACAAAGUGAGCCAGCCGGCCGUGACCCUGGAGGGCUGCAGCGUUCUGCCCGACCCCAGCCCCGAACACCUCUACUCCUUCAGGAUCCACAUGGACGGCACGCAGCUGGCGACCUUAGAGGCUAAAACAUCAGCGGACAUGGGGCACUGGCUCGGCCUCUUGCUGUCACAGACGGGGAGCAAGACCGAUCCGGAGGAGCUGGCGUACGACUACGUCAACGCUGAGAGGAUCUCCUGCAUCGUCAGCGCUGCCAAAACGUCCUUAUACUUGAUGCAGAGGAGAUAUUCAGAGCCAAACAACUAUAUAGAAACGCCGCCUUCCAUUCCUCACGACUCUGAGGAGCUGUACGACGACGUGGCGUCUAUCGCCGACCCGGAGGAUGCCGAAGACGCCGGCGUGCCAAACUGUGAGCAGAACAACAUCCAGGAACACAAUGAAACAUCCUCCCCAGAUGCCAGGGACCCCUCCGGCGCCGAGCAGGACACGGAAGACAGGAUCUACCUGGACCUGAUCCCCGUGCGCUCCUUCCUCCACACAUCCUCUGGGGUUAAAACUCCCCCCACCAAAGAAACGUCUGCACUUUCCUCGACACAUGCAGAGGACCAGAAAGACUCUUCCUGUCAAACUAAUGAGGUCGUUUCAACAAACCACACUGAGCCAGAGUCAAAACCUGCGGUCAACGGCACGAGUCCGAGUCCCGGGCCGAGUAAACCGGAACAAGAACAGCCCCCGACCCCGCCUAUCAGGGGUCCUCAGAGCCAGGAGGCCCCAAAAAGGAGCAGCGUGGGACUCCCUCAGGCCUUCAACUCCUCUGCUGGACAGAUCAACAAGAGCCCGAUGACCCAGCCUGCUGCUGUGCAGCCUCACAGUCCACAGCCUCCACGUCCCAAAGCACACGUCCUCGGGUGUUCCAGUGCAGUCGAGGGCAAACUGGGCAAAAACCGCACGGAGGCAGACAUGCGGCGCUACAUCGAUGAGCGCGACCGUCUGGAGAAAGAGAGGGAGGAGGUGAGGAGCAGUCUGGCGACCCUGAAGAAGGAGAGGAGGGAGACCAAAGAGGAGCUCAGCGCCUGCCAAGAUCCCAAGCAGCAGGCGUCUUUAGAGGCCCGGCUGAAGCAGAGGGAGGAGGCGUGUCGAGAGGCGGAGCGCCGCAGGGUGGAGGUGGAGCUGCGGCUGGUGGAAGUGAAGGAGAGUCUGAAGAAAGCGGAGGCGGGGCCCUUCACUCUGGGAACCACGCUGGACAGCAGCCUCCAGGACACACAGACGGUUAAGGCAACAACCCCGCAGAAUCCCCAAGGAUCAUCAUCCUCAUCCUCAUCCUCAUCCUCAUCAUCAUCAUCGUCAGCCCAGCCAUCCACCAGCAACGCAGACACGGGUUCUCCAGUCAACUCCGCCUCUGCUCUGAAAAACCGGCCGGCCUCCAUCAUGACCACUAAAGGCAACGUCCUGCAGAAAGCCAAGGAAUGGGAGAAGAAAUCCACCACCUAGAAGGAACACGGCUUUAACUUGCAGCAUUCAGAGGUUUCUGCCAGUCUAUCCAUCAUGACAGGAACCGCCAACAUCGACAUUUUCCCCUCCCUGGAAACUUCGCCCUCAUCUUCUUCCAGAGACUCUGAGAAACCAAUCAAACAGAGACGCAUCCUGCCUCCUCACCAACCACUGGAUAUGUUCAGUGACUAUCACAAGCUGUCUUUCUCUAUUCGCAAACAGAGAGGUUGGAGGCUGUAGCAUUUCGGCCAGUGUUUCCAAUGUAACAUUAUCCAUGCUGCGCACACCUGAGUAUUGGAGACCACUGCCGGCGGGGACAGGAAGACGCCCCUGUACUGAACUGUCCCGUCACACUCUAGAUUGUAGCUUGGUUCAUAUAUGCUGGUAGCCAAGAUGUAAAUAUAUUUACACCAUUAUUCAGCCUGUGGGCUUGUAUUGCUAGCUAAAAAUGCACUUUUUAUUCAAAUAAAAAUGUA
This is a messenger RNA of Salarias fasciatus (jewelled blenny), 3311 nucleotides long. It is a transcript of the gene afap1l2, whose product is annotated as actin filament associated protein 1-like 2. The record is from RefSeq and is a predicted model, not a curated record. Gene Ontology annotation, cellular component: cytosol. Gene Ontology annotation, biological process: regulation of interleukin-6 production; regulation of mitotic cell cycle; positive regulation of interleukin-8 production. Lineage: Eukaryota; Metazoa; Chordata; Actinopteri; Blenniiformes; Blenniidae. Bases 172 to 2835 code for a protein of 887 amino acids. Gene Ontology annotation, molecular function: SH2 domain binding; SH3 domain binding. The transcript is spliced from 19 exons.